AUGUGCUGGGCAACCGGCGUGUCAAUCUCAGCUGCAGGAUUGUCGCGUGGAGUGGCCAAAUUCUUCAAAGCCCUCCAACCCAUACAACCACCUCAUUUGCAGUCAUCAGUAAGAACUGACUCACCGCGAAGAAGGUCAAUUUUGGGGUCACUCAGGAAGCCAAAAAUCAUUGGAUUGAUGCCAACAAGGAUGCCUAAUGUUUCAUCCGCCCUGUUCUUCAAGUAUAAUACCGUCUUGGGACCUCUUUACCGGGUUAUCGUUGAUACCAAUUUCAUCAAUUUUUCCAUCCAAAAUAAAUUGGAUUUUGAGAAAGCAAUGAUGGACUGCUUGUAUGCGAAAUGUACUCCAUGCAUUACGGAUUGUGUUAUGGCCGAACUUGAGAAGCUGGGUCAAAAAUAUCGUGUAGCGCUGAGGUGUGCCUUGAAGGGAAGAUUGCAAAAGAUUUUGCUUGUCAGACUUUGUCGGUCUGUUCUCAUGGUUAAUGUAGACAUGCGUGCUUGUCUAUUUGAGUGCAUGAAUACAACAAGGAACAUGUACCUUAAUUUUUAUGCUUAAAGUGUCGUUAGGUUCGUUAUCAACAUGUUGGUUGAUCUAUGAUGGAUUUGCCUUUUAUAAUAUUGGGUUGUAAAACUAUAUUGACAGUAUUAUGUGUAUUAUAACAUUCCCGGUAUUGGGAAGGGUCAAAUUACAAAGGAGACU
Spinacia oleracea (spinach) is the source of this 699-nucleotide messenger RNA. RefSeq lists its product as uncharacterized. NCBI's taxonomy places the organism in Eukaryota, Viridiplantae, Streptophyta, Magnoliopsida, Caryophyllales, Amaranthaceae. The record is from RefSeq and is a predicted model, not a curated record. The coding region runs from base 1 to 555 and encodes 184 amino acids. The transcript has 5 exons. Gene Ontology annotation, cellular component: small-subunit processome.